This is a messenger RNA of Pollicipes pollicipes, 547 nucleotides long. Its product is annotated as peritrophin-1-like. The transcript has 2 exons. Lineage: Eukaryota; Metazoa; Arthropoda; Thecostraca; Pollicipedomorpha; Pollicipedidae. Gene Ontology annotation, molecular function: chitin binding. The coding region runs from base 95 to 496 and encodes 133 amino acids. Gene Ontology annotation, cellular component: extracellular region. The record is from RefSeq and is a predicted model, not a curated record.
GCCGGACUUCGACUGCCCCACCGCAGACGGGCUCUUCCCCAACCCGAAAGACUGCCAUACGUUCUUCCAGUGUUCGAACGGAAUCCCCUACCUAAUGGACUGUCCGGCCAACCUCGAAUUCAACCCGGUCCUCCUCGUCUGCGAUUGGCCAGAGCAUGCCGGCUGCUCGAAUAAGACCACACCCACUACGCCCGCAGUGUCCCCCACCACGAGGCCGGUUGUCACCACCACCAAGAAGGACUUCGACUGCCCCACCAGCAACGGGCUGUUCCCCAACCCGAAGGACUGUCAUUCGUUCUACCACUGCUCGAACGGGUACCCUUACCUGAAGGACUGUCCCGCUAACCUUGAGUUCAACCCGGUGCUCUUGGUGUGCGACUGGCCCAAUCACGCUGGCUGCGGCGGCCACCCGCAGCCCACGCCCGACUACCCGGUCACCACGCCGGUGCCCGACGACGACAUCGUCUGCCCGAACAAGAGCUGCGCGUGCAGGUGAGAGCGCGCGGGCCGCUCGGCCUCGGCCGCGGGGAAGGGGCGCCUGAGCCUC